Cylicocyclus nassatus is the source of this 1578-nucleotide messenger RNA. The record is from the annotation of a GenBank genome assembly. Lineage: Eukaryota; Metazoa; Nematoda; Chromadorea; Rhabditida; Strongylidae.
AUGAAGGACUGCGAAAAUGGCUUGGAUGAAUCUCAUUGCUCCUAUCUUCACACAUGCCCACCAGGAGACUUUUUAUGCCGAACGGGUGAAUGCGUUUCGGGAAAGUACAAAUGCGACGGAACCUUAGAUUGUCCUGGAGGUGAAGAUGAAAGGAGUUGUGAUUACUCCGACCAGGUAGCGGCAGCGGCAAGAAUUUUUAGUUCGAUCAUCACGGAUUGUCCGGAGCAUAUGUUCCAUUGCUCUCUUGGCCCAUGUGUGGCUAGGAAAUACCUCUGCGACGGAGAAUAUGAUUGUCCGCUGGGAGAUGAUGAGGACGACUGUACCAAGAACAACCGCUCAGAGCUCCGAAGUCAUGAGCUCACCUCAUGUGAACCGGGUCAAAUUCUAUGUGCGGAUCAUACAGCCUGUUUCCCAAAGAACUGGGUAUGUGACGGGGAAAAGGAUUGUAUGGACGGUAGCGAUGAAGACGAUUGUGAGUUGUCCGUAGACAACUUCUUAGCUGAGCCUGUAACUGAGUUAUGCAAAGCUGGAGAGCAUAGAUGCAGGGGAGGUAAGGUUUGCAUACCUUUGAAUCACACUUGUAAUGGGACUCCCGACUGCCCCGAUCAAGACGAUGAAGGCCCACUUUGUAAUGAAUGCAGCACAAGGAAGAUCCGUUGCGAGUACAAAUGCGUUAACACACCGUUGGGCAGGCCCAAUGGCGCUCAUUUUUUGCCAUUUAGCUAUGAAUGCACUUGUGCACCCGGCUACCGCCUUGGCUUAGAUGCUCACAGUUGUCGUCUAGAUCGAACUCAUGAAGGAAUGCUCUUCGUUGCCCUUGGACACGAGGUCCGUUCCAUGCCACUGUUUGAUUCACGCACUUCCGUAGCUGGAUAUGAAACUAUACAAGCCGUUGGAUCCCUGGGAGUGGUCCGAUCAGUGGAUUACCAUAUAUCAGAGCAACUGCUCUACAUAACUAUAGCCGGCUCUAAUCUGAAUGGGGAAGUGGUAAAUCCGUCGCUCACCCCAGGAAUCAGCAUCUGUACAAAGGAUGGAUUUUUCUGUCGUCGAAUAGUCAACGGAAAAGCUGCUGAUCCUAUUGAUCAAGGGAAAAAGCAACAAUACAGAGGACUAGCCCUGCACCCACAACGAGGUGCUAUGGUCUGGAUUGAAUCUUACGGUAGCCACCAUAAGAUUGUUAGUGCAAAUAUGGAUGGUACAAAUGUGAGGAACCUGGUCGAGAACAAACUCGAAUAUCCAACUGGAUUAUCGAUCGAUUUUAUUAGAAGCGAUGUUUACUUUGGUGAUGUGGAAAGACAAAUGAUUGAGCGCGUGAACAUGGAUACAAAGGAGAGGGCCACCUUCGCGCUGAAGGUGUCUGAGCUGAGUAUUCAUCAUGAAUCUGCUCGUUCAAUACAUUCGUUUACAACCUUACCAUAUGGUCUGGCGAUCAAUCAUACGAUGUUCCAGGACCAAUCCCAUAUUGGAAGUGCUCUGAUGAAAGAACAUUGUCUACAUGGUUGUCUGAAUGGUGGACAAUGUCAUGACAUCAAGAAUGAGCAUGGAACAACAGUCAAAAUUGUUUGCAAGUACGAGUAG